Rhopalosiphum maidis (corn leaf aphid) is the source of this 1769-nucleotide messenger RNA. RefSeq lists its product as uncharacterized. Bases 229 to 1323 code for a protein of 364 amino acids. Gene Ontology annotation, biological process: protein autoubiquitination. The transcript has 6 exons. NCBI's taxonomy places the organism in Eukaryota, Metazoa, Arthropoda, Insecta, Hemiptera, Aphididae. Gene Ontology annotation, molecular function: ubiquitin-protein transferase activity. The record is from RefSeq and is a predicted model, not a curated record.
UCUAAUCUUCUUUAGUGUUCUUAGUUUCUUUUUCUUAUUUUCUUACUUUCUUAGUUCUUGAAAUGUUACAUAGUUGAAUGAACGUUUAAUUUAUUCAUAAUUUAUUAUUUUGCAUUACUUUCAUAAGGCACACUGACACAGAUAAAUAUAUAAAUCAAAGCAGGCACCAGUUUUCACAUUUUUUAUUAUAACUUAUAAAUUAUUAUCCAACUCUGACUAACAGGUAGUAUGUCACAAAAGUUUUUUAAUAAUUUAAACAUACUUGAAGAGUAUGAAAAUAUUCAUGCUAAAUGGUGUGCUGAAUUAAUAGCAAAUGGACGACAAACACUUCUAUCAAUAUGUAAUAUUAUUGAUAAUGAUCUGCUAAUAAGUUUGAUGGACAGUUUUAUGAGAUUUGUCUCAUUACUUGCUCGAUGUCAUCCUGAUUCAUUAUCAGAUGGAAAAAACAUUAUUAAACCAAGUGAUCCAACUUUAAAACAACAAAAUGGAAACCAAGAAUUAUUACCAAAGAAUGAUGUUAUCAAGAUGAUGAAUAGUGAUCUCCAAUGUCCAAUUUGCAAUGAAUGGCUAUUUAAAGCAACUUCUGCAAAUUGCAAUCAUACAUUUUGUGAAUCAUGCAUAAAAAAAUGGUUAAAAAUAAAAAAAACAUGUCCAGUUUGCCGUACACCAAUUCAAUAUACUUCAACUUCUAUAGCAGUGGAUAAUUUUAUCACAAACCUGUGUCAUUUAUUUGGUGGUUUUACUAAGGAACGCAGAGAAUCAAUAAUGAAUGCUCGUAUAGAUGAUAAUAAAGAAACUAAUGUUGAUGUUACAAUUGAUGAACUAAUUAAUGAUUUCAAUAUUGAUCAGUCGAUUGAAGUUGAUACAUUUAUUAGCCAAAACGAUACUAUUCCAACAAUGUCACAUCCAAAUAUGGUUCGUUUAAUACCUUUUCCUCAAACACCUGUAUCUAGAGAGAAUUCAAGACAACCAAUAGUUAGCCCUAAUACACCUCAUCCUAACACAGUCCAAUUAUUACCUUUUCCUCAAUCAUCCAUAGCAUCUGUUGCUAGCCCACGUUCUAAUCGCAUUCAACCAACAUCUUCGACAUAUGUGCUUAGUUCACAUGUUAAUCGUUUGCAGUCUACUUCUUCAACAUCUGUAUUUAGUCCACGUGUUAAUCGUUUACAACACACUUCUCCAAUAUCUAUAGUUAGCCAACGUAUUAAUCGUAAUCAACCAACAUCAUCAACAUCUGUUGCCAACUUAAAUACUCAUCGCCUUAGAACUAACGCAAAUAUUGGGUCAUCUCCAUUAAGAACACAAAAUAUCAAAUAUUAUUAACCCAUUAUAAUUCAAAAUAUUCAUAAACAAGUAGUCUACAAUAAAAUCUUAAGUAUAAACUAAAUUUAUAUCAUCUUAAUGGGCCAUUGAUAAAUUCAUUAAAAAAAUUAUUAAGUACUUAUGGAUAAUAGUUUCAAAUUAUUGAGAAGAUUAUAAUAAAUUUUUAUAUUUCCUAUUCUGUAUUGACUUUAAAAAUUUUUUUUUUUUAAUUUGUGUAUAGUUCACAGUUGUUGUUUUUUAUUAUUAUUUAAUGUAUACUCUUUUUGAUAUAAAACGAUGAUCUAACCCUUUGUCUAAUUAAGAACCUUGACACAAAAUUGCUGUCACAGAUCUGACUAUUGUAUUGAAUGAAAAUUCUAGUCAUCAUGUUUUUCUUAAUGAAUAUAAUGUAUUGCAACAAAACUGAUGAUUAGAAUAAGUAACAUUUAAUUUUAUUGAAAUAAUUA